AUGGCUGUGAGAGGCCUUGGCCAAGGGAGGCGCUACAGUGGGUGGCUAACGUGCACCACUGACAACGGUUUGUCCUGGGAAAACCCAAUAUAUGCCAAUUGCUGGAUGACAGCUGGCUGCAACCCUCUCUGCCACUGUCUGCUUACCACCAAACCCAUUGACACAUUCAAACUCCGGCCCAUGAAAACCGCAAUGACGGCCCAUCCCCCCAUAUCCGAUCAAAUGGCUUCUGUCCAUGCCUCCCCACCGCCUGGGAGCGCACCGUUCGCCGAAGAUGGCAGCGUCUCUGGUACUGGGAGCUCGCAUUCUUCUGCACUCGUGAGCGAUGUCCCUGACUCAUCUGACCCGCCUUCUUCCUCUGGCAAGCGGCAACAUCACCCAGAUGACAUUCCAACGCAGCCGACCAAGAAGGCCCGCUUGUCCAAUGAACAACGCGAAGCAACAAUUGCCGCUGCAGUCAGUGUCAUUCUCGACUGUCUUGACGAUGAGCCCCUUCGUCAGGGUCUCAGAAAAACUCCAGCACGAUAUGCAAAGGCACUCCUCUCGUUGACACAAGGGUACAAGAAGUCCGUUGAAGAAGUCCUUGGCGAUGCAGAAUUCGAUGAAAAUCACUCUGAAGUCGUUCUGAUCCGGGAUAUAGAUGUUUUUUCUCUCUGCGAACACCACCUUCUGCCGUUCCACGGCAAGCUCCAUGUAGCCUACAUCCCCAGUGGCUCUGUCAUUGGUUUGAGCAAAAUCGCGCGGAUCGCUGACCUCUUCGCGAGACGUCUGCAAGUGCAAGAGCGUCUAACUAGCCAAAUAGCAGACGCAGUAGAAAGAGCAACAAAGGCCGCUGGUGUCAUGGUCUAUGUCACUUGUUCACACAUGUGCAUGGCUAUGCGUGGUGUGCAGAAGGUCGGAGCUCAAACCACUACUACAGCAGUUCGCGGGCGAUACAAACAGGAGGCAGAUCUAAGAAGGGAGUUUUUGGAUAUCGUUGGGCAACAGUCGCGCUGACAUCAUUUUUGAAGCCCCAGCCUCACUUUGAGAACUCAGACGGACAAUACCGGAAGGGCUGCUAACUUCACCUCUUUCCGUCAGUCUCGUAAAAUUCAGGGGCAUGAACCCGCAGCGAUUAAGCGUA
Messenger RNA from Chondrus crispus (carragheen), 1123 nucleotides. RefSeq lists its product as hypothetical. The record is from RefSeq and is a predicted model, not a curated record. Gene Ontology annotation, biological process: tetrahydrofolate biosynthetic process; tetrahydrobiopterin biosynthetic process. The transcript has 4 exons. Gene Ontology annotation, molecular function: GTP cyclohydrolase I activity; GTP binding; zinc ion binding. NCBI's taxonomy places the organism in Eukaryota, Rhodophyta, Florideophyceae, Gigartinales, Gigartinaceae. Gene Ontology annotation, cellular component: cytoplasm. The coding region runs from base 1 to 996 and encodes 331 amino acids.